Ectocarpus sp. CCAP 1310/34 is the source of this 1508-nucleotide messenger RNA. The record is from the annotation of a GenBank genome assembly. NCBI's taxonomy places the organism in Eukaryota, Phaeophyceae, Ectocarpales, Ectocarpaceae.
GUCUGUGGCAGACGACUAGCCAAAAAAACAACAACAAGUCAAGCUCGAAAACACACGACAGCACAUCGGAAGGACGGAGUGGCCAGCGCGGUAUUGGCUUUCAGCUCAGUAUUUUGCCCCUUACCCUUCAUAGGUACUUCUCCACAACGAAGUUUGAAACGUGCAAUGUCCGUCUGGCGUAUAAAACUGAAACUGGAACUCCCACGCGCCGUGUGAUCAAAUCGACACACGCACACCAUGGGGAUUUCAACAUCACUACUUUCGCUGGCAGACGACGAGGCCGACAAAGAACGAGGGUCAAAAACGCGACCCGCUUAUCGUUGCGUGUCAUCUUCACCGCUUUGCUGACAAAUGACAAGACAAAAGGAGUAACGGUACGACGUGAUGUAAAUGCGCCGGUACCCAAACAGGGAGCUGAUCACACACCUGAGUUUGGCCAUCAUCGGUUGGCUCAUUGUUCAAAGGUCCCGCAAGUUGAUGCGGCCACUGAACGACGAGUAGAAAAACACCAAGAAAAGGGGGGGGUGAAACGAUUGCACCUUUUGCUCUCUCUCUUGAAGCUUACAUGUAAACGCUUGACAACCAGAGCAAUGACCAAGAUUUCGAGUACACCGCAGUACCGCAGCAGAAACAAAUCGACAUAUGAUCAAAACACGGCGCCAUCUGUGGAGGCAAUGCGGCAGAUAUUGGGCCCAUAUUUCGUCGAAAAAGUCCCAUGGAUUGUUGCAACGGAUGGGUCUUUGACGACCGCGCCGCAAAGCAAACGUCACCUAGAUAUGCCAAAACAAAUACUAAAAUAUGCUGCGGACACGCUCAGGGGUAUGGAGCACACACACACACAGGUGUUGGAGUACGUACGCACCAGUGUGUAGUCCGACCGAAUGCGCAAGACGAUUGAAUAAACCUCGACCUUCCGCAAUGCUACGAACACUUUUCUCCCCAACAAUCACCACUGAUGGAAGAGGCACGAGUAAACCCAGCUGCCACCCUCGCUAGACAGGGAAUGAAAACAGAGGUCCUUCGGGAUCGAAUUGCAAGCGAGUAUGGACACGAAGCUCUGAUCCUGACUUCUGAAACAUAAUCGCGCCAACAAAAACACCACAGCUGGUGUACAACACGCAGCUCCUCGGUGACACAACAACAACCGGCGUACAACACAUGGUUCUCAUUUGCGAACUCGACGAGAAAUGACGCCGACAGGUUGCGUGCGGUACAGGCAUUGAGUGGGGGUCAUCGUCGACGAAACACAUGAAGCCAAGACGGUGAGCAUCCUGACAUCCUGACCAGAUGAAAACGAAACACCAGCGCAGGGUCACAGACAGAGCCACACGGUCGGGGCCCUCUCCACUCAGCGCCACAUGACAUGACUUCUUUGAUUCGUGCCUUCAAUUCCAUCGCGGUACGCGGUGAGCUUUCCUCCUCCCAAAAUCAAUGGUCACCCCUACGCAAGCCCUGAUCCUAAGUUGCUAGAUUGACGUCUCUUGUUCGCGGGCCUCAACUGCUGUGUG